AUGGCGAUUCACGAUAAGCCAAUUAAGAAAACAAAGAAACCCAACGGACCCAACACCGAAAAAUCACCCUUGCUCCCAACAAAGUGCGAUGAUCAUGAUAGCGGUUUCAGUGGAGCUUCGUUUAGCGGCGCAGUCUUUAAUCUAUCUACCACCAUUAUUGGUGCCGGAAUCAUGGCGUUGCCGGCCGCCAUGAAGGUGCUGGGACUCGGCCUUGGCCUCGGUCUGAUAGUUUUCGUGGCUGUACUGGCGGAGGCAUCUUUAGAGAUUUUGUUGAGAUUCGGUAAGGCGGCAAAGGCUGAGUCUUACGGAGACGUGAUGGGCGACGCUUUUGGGGUUGUUGGGAAAAGGAUACUUCAGGGGUGUGUUCUGGUUAACAAUGUUGGGGUGCUUGUUGUUUACAUGAUUAUUAUUGGUGAUGUACUAUCUGGAACAUCUUCUAGCGGAGUUCACCAUACAGGUGUAUUGGAAGGUUGGUUUGCAGAACACUGGUGGAAUGAGCGCAUCGUUGUUCUUCUUGUUAUCACCUUUGCUGUUUUUGCUCCAUUGGCAGGCUUUAAGCGCAUAGAUUCAUUGAGGUUCACUUCUGCCUUAGCUGUCGCACUGGCAGUUGUGUUCUUAGUCAUUACCGGAGGGAUUGCUCUUGUCAA
Molecule: messenger RNA, 647 nt
Organism: Carica papaya (papaya)
Lineage: Eukaryota; Viridiplantae; Streptophyta; Magnoliopsida; Brassicales; Caricaceae
Source: RefSeq, a predicted model, not a curated record